Molecule: messenger RNA, 1567 nt
Organism: Arachis duranensis
Lineage: Eukaryota; Viridiplantae; Streptophyta; Magnoliopsida; Fabales; Fabaceae
Exons: 4
Coding region: 127-1086 (319 amino acids)
Cellular component (GO): mitochondrion
Source: RefSeq, a predicted model, not a curated record
AAAUUUUGUUACUUUUUUGUGUUGUGUCCCAUCCCAUGCUGCUAAAGCGGUGGUGAAGAUUGAAGAAGCAGUAAAGGCGAGCAUAGAAUCUGCGACCAAAUCGUUAAAAAAUCACGAGCAGUUAGGAUGGAUCGUUGGAGUGGAAUUUUGAGAGUUCAAUUGCAUUCCAAAAGCAAGGCAUUCCAUAGAGUUGGUGCUUCUCUCUGCCUUUCACCAGAAACCAGAACUCUUACUGUACCCGAAGCAAAUGCUAUAUUUUUCUGUGGUGAUAGAGUUGAAGGGACCGGUAACCAAGUGAUUGAGAGGCUAUCCGAUCUGCAGAAGCUAUCUGAAAUUAUUGUGUCUAAAUUUGGUUCUUCCAUCAAUGCUUGGGUUAUUCAGGCUUCUGCUUUCAAUGGACCUUUUGCCGUCUAUAAGGACUUCAUACCAUCCGUGAAUCAAUAUGGAGAGCCAAGGUCGUAUCAAUCAACAGGAUUCCCGGCGUCUACUUCAACCGUCUCACUCUUAUCUAAUUGCCUUGAAGAAGUAAGGAAAGUUGUUUCGGGAACGCGAGGAGAUACACAAUCUGGCUGCACCCCACGCUCCUCUGUCUCUCGACCCAAGACAUUCAUCCUUGGAUUCAGCAAAGGUGGAACUGUAGUUAACCAGAUAGUUACCGAGCUUGGCUCCGCAGAAAUUGCAUCCGAUGCGAAUUCACCCUGCUCUGGACAACCUGAGGAGACUUGUGUAGUACCUAAAGCAAAGGAAAGCUUACUGAAUAGCAUCACUGAGAUUCAUUAUGUUGAUGUUGGUUUGAACUCUACUGGGGCAUACUUAACUAACCAUCAUGUAUUUGAGAGAAUCACCAGAAGGCUCAUACAAGGAGCGCCUCAACUCCGGUUUAUCCUUCAUGGAACUCCCAGACAGUGGGGCAACAAACAACGAGAUUGGAUCAGGAAUGAAAAAGACGAAAUGCUCCGCCUGCUUGAAUCUGAAGCACAUAAGAGUGAGGGGAAAUUGAAAGUGCACUCAAGGUAUUACUUUGCUGAUAAGCCUCCUGAUUUGCAGAUGCACUUUGAAAUAAUUGCAAGUUUAGAUGUGAGUUGAUACUUCACUCUUGAUAGGUCCAAAAGAAAAAUUGUCUUCAUUAUCAGGAAGAUAUAAUAUUCUGCUGCAAACAAUGGUAGUGUAACUAAUAUUGUCUUCAUCAUCAGGAAGGUUAUAAUUUCCUCUUGCCAAAGCUAGAAGCUGGUUAAAUUCUCAAAUUCACUAGAUGUAUCACAAGUGACAAAAAAACGUAAAUAUGUAAAUUUGAUAGUAUUCUAUUAUAGUACUAUUCUACCAAUAAAAGAAGAGUCACUUUGUAAGCUAUGUUGAGUUUUUAAUCAUGGAAUCAUACUUGGGGUCUGAAGGGUUUAUAGCUGAUGAGGACUAUGGCGAUGGCGACGCUGACAUGGAUGAUCCAGGUAACGAUGAUUAAAGUUAAUACAUAGUUAGAUAGCUGUAUAGUUGAGUAUACACAUAACAAGUUCUUGUUCUGUAUAUUCCAAAGGGUAUAGUAAUUUUCAUCACCAAAAUGCAAGAAAGU